Lichtheimia ornata is the source of this 663-nucleotide messenger RNA. RefSeq lists its product as uncharacterized. The transcript has 4 exons. Lineage: Eukaryota; Fungi; Mucoromycota; Mucoromycetes; Mucorales; Lichtheimiaceae. The coding region runs from base 1 to 663 and encodes 220 amino acids. The record is from RefSeq and is a predicted model, not a curated record.
AUGGCUUUCCGUGAUAAGUGUUGCUUCUGCAUUAGCCUAAAAACGGGCACCUUGCUUCUUGCUAUUCUUGGCACCAUUUCCCAUUUCUAUGGAGCCAUUACUCUUACUGCACUUUCCGACGAACUCAAGAAUGUUGAUGGUGGCACAGUCUUUGGUUUGACAAUGUACUCAUAUCUCUCUGGAUUUGCUUGUCUUGCUGGUGCUAUUGGUGUCGUAAAGCACAAUGCCAAGCACCUUCGUCUAUUCUCAUCAUUCUAUUGGAUCGAUCUUGCUCUUCACAUGUUGUUCUCAGUGGCAAGUGCCUACUUGCUAUUCAGCAUGCACACCGAAAUCUGCGAGCAAGUUGUACGAGAAGCGCCCAAUGAUGAACCCAUGGAUAUGGAAUCUUGCGAAUCCGUUUACAGUGCUAGCGCAUGGUUAGUCACUCUCGCCAUGGCCAUCAACAUGCUUAUCAAGCUCCAUUUUGCUUUUGCCAUCCAUCGUUACACCAAUGUCGUUAAGCGAGAGCAGGAACAAGAGGAGAAUUGGGAUGCCCACGUUGUUGUUGCUGCCCCUCCACCCGUUUACGAGCCUUCCGAUAAGAAAGAGUUUAUCUUUGUUGCCGGCAAGGAAUAUAUUCCCGACGAGAAGCAGACACCUGCCAACAACAACAAUCAAUCUUAA